Lepisosteus oculatus (spotted gar) is the source of this 4419-nucleotide messenger RNA. It is a transcript of the gene fgf12a, whose product is annotated as fibroblast growth factor 12a. Lineage: Eukaryota; Metazoa; Chordata; Actinopteri; Semionotiformes; Lepisosteidae. Gene Ontology annotation, cellular component: cytoplasm; nucleus. Gene Ontology annotation, biological process: regulation of voltage-gated sodium channel activity. The record is from RefSeq and is a predicted model, not a curated record. Gene Ontology annotation, molecular function: sodium channel regulator activity; growth factor activity.
UGAACUGCGAAGCGAUUGAAGCGGCAGGCUUUUUAUUCCUAUCUUGCAAUUGCGUCUUCUUGUGUUCUGGAGAACUUAGAAAGUUAUGGGACGAUCAAGUCGCCGACACGAAUACCCAUAGACUUGCUGUCUUAAAGAUAGGUCCGGCAAACACAGGGAAAAGUUCCCGGGGUCGUGUCUGAUUUGUACGAGCUAGAUAUUUUGGAUAUUUUGGUCACAGAAACAGCGUCAUGUGGACCUAUGGAGGAAGCUUCGAUUUGUGAAAACGGACAGCUCGAAUUACCUGAAACAUACCAGGUGCUUGAGGCACUUAAUUAUCCGAGCAGCUGUACUAUGAAUCAGGGCAGUCAUACUGUUAAUUACAUGUUAUAUAAUCAUACAUACUGUAAGUUAUAAUAUCAGUAAUACAAUUUGAUGUUAUCUGUCGUGACAUAACAUUUAUAUAACCUAGUUUUCUUAAAAUAUUUGAACGUGAAACAUGAGGGCACAGUGAAAAUCGUAAGUAGCUGAAUUAAUUUAAUCAAAUAUAUCCUCAGCUUGUGACCGAAAGGACUUUCCCAAUUAUCUGAGAUACUCUACCUGCCGAUAGAUCGAGAAAUCGCUUCAGAAGGGAAGCCGUUCAAACCUUCGUUAUUCACAAGGCUCAAUGGAUGUACUAUCAGAUCUUAAUGACCUGUGGUUAUACCCAAAGAGUGUUACAUGCUCCAGAGCUGGUUUUCCUCCUGUUCUGAGCCCCGUGUUUUGGGAUAAUAACAAUUAAAAACUACUGUGUUUUACGUGCCCAUUACACCAUUUUAAUUUAUCGUGUCAAUUUGGUUGCUACACUUAAUCUCUGCUUAGAAACUCUUUAAGCCUGCCGGGGAGAUGGCAGCGGCAAUCGCCAGCUCACUGAUCCGACAAAAGCGGCAGGCUAGGGAGUCCAACAGCGACCGCGUUUCCACUUCCAAGCGGCGCACCAGCCCGAGCAAAGACGGGCGGUCCCUGUGCGAAAGGCAUGUGUUAGGGGUUUUCAGCAAAGUCCGGUUCUGCAGCGGCAAGAAAAGACCAGUUCGGCGGAGACCAGAUGCCUCCUCUACUCUUCAAGUACAAGUUGCACAUAAGGGGCGCAGGCUAGAACCCCAGCUGAAAGGGAUUGUCACCCGGCUGUUCAGUCAGCAGGGUUUUUUUCUGCAGAUGCACCCUGAUGGCACCAUUGAUGGGACUAAAGAUGAGAACAGCGACUACACUCUCUUUAAUUUAAUUCCCGUUGGACUGCGAGUGGUAGCAAUCCAGGGAGUGAAAGCUGGUCUCUAUGUUGCGAUGAAUGGGGAGGGAUUCCUCUACAGCUCGGAAAUGUUCACACCGGAGUGUAAAUUUAAGGAAUCCGUGUUUGAAAAUUACUACGUCAUCUACUCCUCCACCCUGUAUCGACAGCAGGAGUCUGGCAGGGCCUGGUUCCUCGGCCUUAACAAGGAAGGGCAGAUCAUGAAAGGCAACCGAGUGAAGAAAACGAAACCCUCAUCACAUUUUGUACCAAAACCCAUUGAAGUUUGCAUGUACAGAGAGCCGUCACUGCAUGAAAUCGAAGAGAAACAACGCUCGAGGAAAAGUUCUGGGACUCCCACAAUGAACGGAGGCAAAGUUGUCAACCAGGACUCGACAUAGCAGGAUCCCAAAACUCCGUGAGCACCAGAAUGGACAGGCAGCACCACCUCCUGCUUAGGAUUCCGAACUCGUUCCCACUUUCUUACACAUUGUUCAACAACAACAAAAAAGAAGAAGAAAACAAAACUGAAUUCUUGCCUGUGACAUGUUUUAGAGGAAAAAAAGAAAAACAUAUUUUAAAUCAGGACUUGAAUAUACAGUACAUUUUAUGCAAAAGUCUGCUUUGUGACAACAAGGAAGUUCAUCUCUUCUUAACAAUAAAACAAAGAUUCAAAAAUAUGUUCCAGAAUUUAAGCUUUGCCUAAUGGAAGCCAUGAUAGAGUUUCAAGUGUUAAGUUAUUAAUGCUGUGACACUUUCACUUGCUUAUUGUUAUUAUUUCAGCUGAUAUGUUGUGUCUGGAUGGAUUAUUGGCGUAUGAAUAUGGACAUAAAUCUGCACACCAACAGCAGCAUUCGAGCACUUCAGUUUGUUUACAAUAUUGUUCUGUUCAAUUUGAGUUUGUUGUGUGCGUCAUUCUCUUCUAUAAUUUAGUAAGGGUCAGCUCAGUCCAGUUUUGUUAGUUCCAUUAGAAGUAUGCAGGAUUCAAAGAUGCGCUCAUAUCACCUGCUUGCAAUGAGCUGUCGUUCAACACUUUCUGCAGUGUUAGCUGUCUCAAACUUGAUGCAGUCCUGUGUCAUGAAAAAAGGGAACUGAAGUAGUUAAUUAUGUCAAAGUGUGAAAGAGUUGCCAAAUGCCUGUACUGUACAUUUACUGACAUCCUGGAAAAUGGGUUCUAAUGUUUAAUUAUUUUAAUAUUUUGGUAUUUAGUGUAGUUAUUUUGUCUUACCCAUUAUAGAAUAGCCAGUUUUUCAUAUCUUCUCCGGAGAUACGAUACAGGGGAGAAAAAGGAAGUGUAGACAGACUCCUCCUACUCUCCCGCCUUUCAAGCAGUCAUCUUUUAACACCUCACAGGCUGCAUAGCCCCAUGCAAGAGACAAUGCCUGCAAGCUUCCAAGAGGCUGAAGGCUUACCAUAUUGCUGAGAGCUGAAAGAGCCCCAGCCAGCUCAUCCUGCCCUCUCCUGGACACAUGCAGCUAAUAUUACCACCCAGGCUCUGUCCUGCACCCUGGGAAGCACCAUUAUCAACUGAGCCACCUUUAACAUUGUCCAGAGAUCCUAAACAUACACAAAAAUGUCUCUCGUUUUCCAUGAAAAUAGCCAGGUUUGUAUUAAGAAGCCAUUUCAGAUUUUGUGUUGUGACUGCAUGAAGGAAAGUGAAAACAGAGGGAAAAUGCAGUUGAAAAACAUUGAAAAAUGCAGGAAGUGAGCUAACCCUAACCCUACCAAUUUCAGGAGUUGUGAGAAUACAACCCCAUCCUGGAAAACCAAGUCCAUGAGAAGAUGUUUGCAAAAACUACCAGGCUGGCAACCCUGCAAUGUGAUACACAUAGGGAAUGCCAGGUGAAUUACGAUCAAGCCAUUUUGAAACCUUUGUCUCUAGAAUAGAAAGGGAUAUGUGUGUCGUCUUGUUGAUUUGUGGAACUUUGUAAACUCAGGAAGUAACAUUCUUGCCCAAGAAAUGAGAUAGCCAUAAAAUGCCUACUGCAAAACCGUUAAUGUACAUUUUCUGUGCUCGUGGGUAAUACCAUUGAGAACAUAGUUGUGGCUUGGGGUGCUACUAGGCUGAUACCUUAGAAUUACAGUGUUUGAAGAUUCAACAUAUCUCUGGUUACCUUUAAUAAGGAUAUUAAUAUUCUGUCUUAAAAUACUGUAUUACUGUAUCUUUUCAAAUGUCUUCCACUGGGGAAUGAAAAUAAGGAGGGAAAAUGUAUUUUUCUGUUGAAUAGAAAGUCAUGUCAGUGUUAGAUACUCUCCAUCUCUCCACCCUUUAUGUUGGAGCAUUGACCAGAACCCCUUAGGAAAGCUCAGUAGUUCAUUAGCAGAAAGCUACUGUAUCACAGCAUCAAUGAAAGAGAGAAGCAAGCUAGAUGAGCCCUGCUAGAGACCCUCUGCUAAUGCCACAGUACUGUCGCUGUAAGGUAAGAAGAGUCUUUCCACAUGAAAAACCCUGGAAAAUUUGAUUGGUUUGCGAACUUUUGCACCUUUGAAAAUACACAUCAUAAAUGCAUUAUGGAAUUUAAAAACUAAUAAAUAAUAAGCAGAAAGAUGAAGAAUAAUCAUUUAAAAAUAAAACAUGUUAAUGGAAAUUGCAGUGGUUCUUUCUGGGUUAAUUUCUAUAGCGCAUCAGUCUCUUCCACAAAAGAGUAUGUAAAAAUGAAGGCUGUAUUUUGAAUUGACAGAAUUUCACUAUUUCGGUCACUAUCAUCAACAAAGCUGGAACAAAUGUGCUGCCAUGGACUUCAGCUGACUUCUGACUUUUACUGGAGUUUUGAAGGUAAAAAUGUUUGUUAAUGCCCACUCACAACUGAAAUUGGGAUAUUCUUUUAAACAUAGGCCACCAACUGGUUUUACUAUAGCUUCAAAGUAUUUCAGCGAUAUAAUGUAUAAUCUAUAUUGUUUACAAAUCUGCUGGAGAAUAAUGGAGAAUAAUAUGCUCCUGUAUACAGUAUCUUUGUACAAUUGCAAAUGAUCAAGUCAAUGAUAUCCAGACUAACCAAACUGAUCAUUCCAAUUUUAAGGUCUGUAGAUAUUUAUUUUCUUUAAAUGUGUUAUGCAUCUAAUAUUUGUGUAAUACUACAUAUAUUGUAAUGUGAGAUACUGUUCAGUUAUGGCUUUGAAUCUCACUGUUCAAAAUUAUACUGCUGUAUGGAUUAAAAUAUGACUGGACAAUUUAA